Molecule: messenger RNA, 2481 nt
Organism: Gaeumannomyces tritici R3-111a-1
Lineage: Eukaryota; Fungi; Ascomycota; Sordariomycetes; Magnaporthales; Magnaporthaceae
Product: saccharopepsin
Exons: 4
Coding region: 183-2204 (673 amino acids)
Biological process (GO): proteolysis
Molecular function (GO): aspartic-type endopeptidase activity
Source: RefSeq, a predicted model, not a curated record
AACGGCAUCGCCUCGGUGUCUGUGCAUGACAUGCAUUCUCUUAUAUAGACUCGACAGGGGGCGGUCUUCCUGGCUUUCCCCGUCCAGUGUUAUCGAGUCAUCUCUCCUUUCUGCUUAACCGUCCACUCGCUCCGACGGCCUCUUUGCUGCACUUCCCAUUCGCUCGCUCUCUCGCUGCAAAGAUGCGCAGCUCGCAACUUCUAGCCAUCGUAGGACUGUCCGCCCUGGCCUCCGCGGCGGCCCGGGUGCGGACCUCGAACCCGAGCCCUCGACACGAUGAGGGGCAGCCGGGCGUUCUGAAGACGUCGGUCCGUCGCGUCAAGACGCCCGAGAGCCGCAGAUCGCUCUCGCAGGCGCGCUACUUGCACGCAGCCGCCAUGCAUGCCCGCCAGGUGGACAACUCGUCGGCGCCGCUGCCCGCCAACGUCAGCAACAUUCUCUACGGCUACGAGUACAUCAUGGACGUCCAGGUCGGCACCCCGCCACAGAACGUCAGCCUCAUCUUCGACACGGGCUCGGACGAGACAUGGGUCAACCCAGAGUGCGACGCCUUCAGCCACCAGGCCGUCUGUUUCGCCGCAGGCCGCUACAACGCCUCGGAUUCGACCACGUCGCAGAACCUUUCGGCCCCAUUCUCCAUCACCUAUGGAUCUGGAUCCGUCGAGGGCUGGUACUUUCGUGACAGCUUUGCCAUCGCAGGCAAAACCGCGUCGGCCGUCCAGUUUGGCAUGGCCAAGUUGUCGUAUAACAUGGACGCUGGCAUUCUCGGCCUGGGCUAUGACAGUGUGGUCCUCGACGAGCUCAAGGGCCAGGGCGUAGUCGAAAGCAAGGACUUCAGCAUCUCGCUGGGUAACAGUGUCUCUGCCCAAGGCCAGGCCGUCUUCGGUGGAGUCGAUACUGCCAAGUUCUCGGGGCAGCUCCAAGCGAUACCUAUGCUCGAGACUCAGAGCUUUUUCAGCGAGUCCCUUCACUACCAGGUUAACCUCACAUACAUGGGAGUCACAAGCAAGGGGUCAUGCGAGUCGACAGCGGCCACCGACGAGAGCUUCUGGGGCCCCGCCAUCGUCGACACGGGCAGCACCAUCAGCCACCUGCCGUUCGACGCCGCCAACCUGACUGCGGCCAUGAUCCCCGGCGCCCGCUUCGACUCAUACCUCCAGCUCUGGAAAGUCAGCUGCCACUACGCCGACUCGGCAGACACGGUGGACUUUGGCUUCGGGGACGUCGUCGUCAACAUCCCCAUCCGCGAGUUCAUCUGGCGCAACAUCCCAGGCGGCGGCCAGUGCUUCCUCGGCAUGGUCGGCGAUGCCGACUCCAUCGGUGUCUCCGUCCUGGGCGAUAGCUUCUUGCGCGCGCUCAUGGCUCUGUACCAACCCGAUCUCAAGCUGCUCCAUCUGGCCCCCUUUUCCGACUGCGGGACUGAUAUCGUGCCGACGACGGAGGACGGCGUCGAUGCCCUCGAGGGCAUGUGCGAGCAGCCAAAGUGGGAUACGUGCACCUACCGCCCAGCCCCAGUGCCGCUGACCGUCUCGUCUGACGACUGGUCCACUCUCUCAUGGGUCACCGCGACGCCCACCGAAGAACCCCCGCUGGCUUCCGAGACGGAUGGAUUCACGACAAUGAUGCCGCUUCCCGUGCCUCUCAGCGAUGGCACAGUUGUUACAAUUAGCGAUACGGUGGUGCCUACAUGGCCGGCCGAACCGUCUGUCGUGGUCGAGCCGUUCCCUACCGAAACACCCGUUGACACUUGGAGCCCGGGCUCGAUCCUCACCGACAUCAGAGGCUCCGCGACAGCUAGAAAGACCAAGUCCAUGUCGUAUCACGGCACUGCAACUGCAGCCAUGAGCGCGCCAGGAUCGCUCUUGACCGUCAACAUAGGCUGCCACCCGACGAGUUUCUGCGUCCUGGCGCUCAGCACGGACGAGAUCGCGGGCGUGACGGCCAACGAGGAGUGCAUCACGUACAGCACCUGCGACGGCGGGCCGGGCGGCAGGGACCCCACGCCAACCUCGACGGGCUGGGGCGACGACACGACUGUUGCCGACCCGAUACCCACCCUGACCCGGCCUUAUGUCACGCCGAUUGAUGCCACGGGGACAGGCCGCUACGCAAAAUGCACGGGCGUUGUCUACGUCACGGUGACGACUACCGUAGGGGAUCUUGUGCCUGGGGACGACGGCUUCUGUACCGCUCGACAGGGGUGAAGAGCCAAGGCGAUGCCGACGAGGAUGUUGGGGUAUAUCUUGCCGGGUGCGUCCGUUGCGCACAGCGAGGAUUUCGAUGGAGUUGAGGUCUUGCCUAGGUGGCGAGGAGCUCGGUGGUGAUCCUAGAGCUGGUUGAAUGUCAGAUUCACCUCCUGAGAUGAGACGGAAGCACAGCCAAAGAAAAGUUAUCAUUAUCGAUCGACAUUGUUUGCGUCCAUGUGCCCCGUGCAUAUGCUGCCUUUAAAGAGUCGCCUAGAGUACAAAGUUCAAAUGCCAC